AUGGCUGCACCAACCACGCCUCGAUCUCAAGCCGCGUCUCAGUCUGGCCCAUCUCGCAUCGUAACUGCUGUGCAAACCGGGCUAGCAUACGACAUUGGAGCGCUGAGUCCCACCUCGCAGGAUAAUGCCGAGGAAGGGCUCUGCAACAACAGAAUGACCACGAUUCGCUGCUACGAGCGCGACGAGGAGUACCACUUCGAAUUGCAAGAACGCGUUCGUGUCACAGUGUCCCAAGGCCAGGCUCCAACUUGUUCGACCUGCGAGGAUCAGGAUGGUCGUGCUUGCCGACACAUCUGGUGGGUUGACGAUCAGAUUCUCAAGACCGCGGUUCCCCGUGAGACCAGGUCUCAAUACAAGUACCGGAUAUCCAAGGAUGGCAAGGCUGUACGUCCGGAUGUGUCUGAGAAACACAUGCUGUUCUACGACUAUCUGGAAGGAAAGGAUCUUGACGACCUUGCUGAGGAAGGUGGGUGGUGGAAGCAGGACCCUUUUGAUCAACAAGAUGUGAAAUUGGUCGAACAGACCGCCUCGCAGAUCUUGUCAGCUUUCGAGCCAUGUGGAGCUCUUUCCACACAAUACGGUCAGGAGAAUCUGGAAAUGUUGCAGCGAGAGUCACAAGCGCUCUUCGCACGCUACAGGGACGAGAUGAUCAGACAGGUCAAAUCGCAGCCAUUCUUGCUCAUUGCUCUAGGAGCAGCCGUGCCCGUGGCAGAGCGGGACCUUCUCCAUCUCACAAAGAUCCACAGCAGAAUUGAGCGCAUCUUCUUCGACUACGGAUACUGGUUGUCGUAUCGCAAGCCGAACGAGAGCAAUCUCGAUGCUACCGCAGAAGCCCUUUGCGGUGAAAUUGGCCACCUGCGCUCUUUUGUGCUGGAUCCCCAUCACACGGGCAUGGCUAUUUCUCUCAGAGGUAGGAUUGCCGGGAUUCUUCUUUAUACUCUCGAGCAAAUGGUCGAACACGCGAUCGAUAUCCAGACUUGUGCUGCUGUGCCCAUCCCGCAGUACUCUGGUCUGAGCCUCCAGGACAGAAGCUUGCUUCACAAGUUGAUCAAUCCCGAGAGCGUCUUCGCGAUCGAUGUUCUCAGAGACCUUGGACCAGAUGUCUUGCACAGCGAGAUAGUUCAAAACAGGGUCGAAGGUCUUGCGGACAAGCUCAGAGACGAAAAUACUCCGGAAAAGUAUGUCGGAUGGUUGGAAAAGAUCGUUGGUCUCGAGGAGUGA
This is a messenger RNA of Aureobasidium subglaciale EXF-2481, 1221 nucleotides long. RefSeq lists its product as uncharacterized. The coding region runs from base 1 to 1221 and encodes 406 amino acids. The transcript is spliced from 3 exons. Lineage: Eukaryota; Fungi; Ascomycota; Dothideomycetes; Dothideales; Saccotheciaceae. The record is from RefSeq and is a predicted model, not a curated record.